Molecule: messenger RNA, 2077 nt
Organism: Osmerus eperlanus (European smelt)
Lineage: Eukaryota; Metazoa; Chordata; Actinopteri; Osmeriformes; Osmeridae
Product: sodium-dependent neutral amino acid transporter B(0)AT1-like
Exons: 12
Coding region: 58-1929 (623 amino acids)
Biological process (GO): sodium ion transmembrane transport
Cellular component (GO): plasma membrane
Source: RefSeq, a predicted model, not a curated record
GUGGUUGAUGCCUGUCCAUCGUCUUACCUUUGCCAGUGAGGAACCGAACCUGCAGCCAUGAGACUGGUGCUGCCGAACCCGGGUCUGGAUGAUCGGAUCCCUUCACUUGAGGACCUUGAGACCAUAGAGCAAAAAGAGACCAGUGAAAGGCCCAAAUGGGACAACAAAGCCCAGUAUAUUCUCACCUGCGUGGGCUUCUGUGUGGGGCUGGGCAACGUCUGGCGUUUCCCCUACCUGUGCCAAAGCCAUGGAGGAGGAGCCUUCAUGAUCCCUUUCCUGAUCCUGUUGGUACUGGAGGGAACCCCCCUCUUACUGAUGGAGUUUGCGAUUGGCCAGCGCCUCAGGAAGGGCAGUGUUGGAUGCUGGAGGGCUAUCAGCCCUUACCUCACAGGAGUUGGUAUUGCAUCAAUGCUAGUGUCCUUCUUUGUGGGACUCUACUACAAUACUAUCAUGGCCUGGAUCAUGUGGUACCUGUUUAACUCCUUCCAAGAUCCCCUGCCAUGGACACAAUGCCCGCUCAAUGAAAACAAGACAGGACCAGUGCCGGAAUGUGGCCUGAGCUCACCUCAGGACUACUACUGGUACAGAGUGACGCUGAACUCCUCAGCAAGCAUCGAGGACCCUGGAGAUCUCCAGUGGUGGAUUGUCCUGUGUCUCCUCUCUGCCUGGAUAGUGAUCGGUGUGUGUUGCAUCAGGGGAAUUGAAUCCACAGGAAAGGCUGUGUACAUCACCUCCACGUUGCCCUACAUCGUUCUCACCAUCUUCCUAAUCAGAGGGCUGACUCUCAAAGGCUCCCUGAGUGGCAUCAAAUUCCUCUUCACACCCGAUGUCAACGAGUUGAUGAAGGCAAACACGUGGCUGGAUGCAGGGGCCCAGGUGUUCUACUCCUUUGGCUUGGCCUGGGGAGGUCUCAUCUCCUUCUCUAGCUACAACCCCGUUCACAACGACUGUGAGAAAGAUGCUGUGAUCCUCGCGGUGAUUACAGGGUGCACUUCUGUCUAUGCGGCUACUGUUAUCUACUCUAUCAUUGGCUUCAAGGCCACUGAAAGGUUUGAUAACUGCAUUAACAGAAACAUUCUAUUACUACUGAAUGCCUUUGAACUGCCUGAGGACUCCAUCACAGAGGACAACUACUUGGACCAGCUCAACAGUCUGAACACCACUUCACCGGACAUUAUUCAGUCGCUGGAUAUCAAAAUCUGUGACAUGCAGCAGUUACUCAGUGAGGGUGUUGAAGGAACAGGUCUGGCCUUCAUCGUGUUCACAGAGGCCAUCAGCAAGAUGCCCGUGUCUCCUCUCUGGGCCAUCCUCUUCUUCGUCAUGCUCUUCUGCCUGGGGCUGUCCACCAUGUUUGGGAACAUGGAGGGAGUGGUGGUGCCCCUGCAGGAUCUUGGCAUCUUCCCGAAACACUGGCGCAAAGAAGUCCUCACAGUUAUUGUUUGCGUGGUGGCUUUCGUCAUCGCCUUGCUUUUUACUCAGCGCUCAGGGAAUUACUGGCUCGCCUUCUUUGACAACUUUGCCGGCUCCAUCCCCCUUCUCACCAUCGCCUUUUUUGAGAUGUUCAUUGUUGUGUACGUCUACGGGAUAGACAGGUUUAACAAGGAUAUAGAGUUUAUGAUUGGACACAAGCCAAACAUCUUCUGGCGAAGCACCUGGAUGGUGAUCAGUCCUCUUAUUGUUCUGGUCAUCUUAAUCUUCUACUUGGUGGGAAAGAUCACAGAGGAACUCACCUACCUCUCCUGGGAUCCUGAAUCAGAGAACUUCCCUUUGUUGGAUGUCAAGACCUACCCUAGCUGGAUCAGCAGUAUUAUUUUUAUCUUAGCUGGUGUACCAACUGUCAUAGUCCCGAUCUAUGCAUUGGGCAAGGUCAUCUACGACCGUUGCUGCAAGAAUCAAAACCAGAUGCAGAUUCUGGAAAACGUUCAAUAAAGUUUUUGCAGAUUGUAAGUCUCUAAAAUGUAUUUCAUUAGUAAAUUAACUAUUUCCAAUAUCAUAUUACAUGUAUGUAAGUUAAGCUGUUUCUUCUUUCUUUUUAAGCAUUUCAGUGUUUUGUCUAGUUCACUCUUUUUGCAACUUU